Molecule: messenger RNA, 1862 nt
Organism: Gasterosteus aculeatus aculeatus (three-spined stickleback)
Lineage: Eukaryota; Metazoa; Chordata; Actinopteri; Perciformes; Gasterosteidae
Gene: cbll1
Product: Cbl proto-oncogene-like 1, E3 ubiquitin protein ligase
Biological process (GO): regulation of cell adhesion; protein ubiquitination
Molecular function (GO): ubiquitin protein ligase activity
Source: RefSeq, a predicted model, not a curated record
UCAUCACUUACCAGCUUUCCUAUUUUCCUUCAUUCAUCUGUUCCUUCCUUUACUCUCCCUUCACCUCUGCCCCUAGCGUCGUCUAUCCCACAAUGCAUUGCGUUCACUCGUUGGAUCAUGGACCAAAGCGACAAUGAUCUUCAAGGAAGUGACGGCUCUGGGAGUUUGGGUGGCCCAGAUGUCCGCAGACAAAUCCCCAUCAAACUAAUAUCCAAGCAGCCCAUAAGGAGCAAACCUCCACCCCGCACCCAGAGACCCAGCAGCAGGCCAUCUAAAAGUGGGACUGGAGAAGACGAUAACUUUGGCUUCAAGCAGGAGGAGAGGUUUGAUUGUGGAGCUAAAUCUGGUGAUGUGUUUGCAACUCAGAGGAGAUUCCCCCAGGCACUGUUCUGGGACUACAAGUUGAAUUUGAUCGGUGAAAGGGAUAAAGUACCAAUUCACUUUUGUGAUAAAUGCGGACUUCCUAUCCACCUUUAUGGACGAAUGAUCCCCUGCAAACAUGUUUUUUGUUACGACUGUGCUUUGCUUCAUGAGAAGAAAGGAGAUAAGAUGUGCCCUGGCCUCACCAUGUACAACUGCACGGACCCGGUGCAGCGCAUUGAACAGAGCCUGCGCGGUUCCCUUUAUAUGUGCAGCGUCGUGCCCGGAUGCAAGCGGACCUACCUGUCUCAGCGGGACCUGCAGGCCCACGUUAAUCACCGCCACCUGAGGGCGGCCAAGUCAUCCGCCGGCCGUCAGGAGCCAGCGCACCUGCCCCUCCAAUCCGACGACCGUUUCCGCGUGCCUCCCCCUCACCUUCCCAAGAACCACGUUCACCUGCCCAACCCGCUCCAGCACAGCAGUCACGACCCCUACAGUCAGCCGCCCCUGCCGUCAGCCCACGAAGCCCCGCCCCCCAGUGCCCUGGGCCAGACAUUUCGCAUCUCCACAGUGACGACCCGCAAGCAUAGCAAUCUCAUCACAGUGCCCAUUCAAGAUGACUCUUCCUCUCGGGAGCCGCUCUCUGGAGGUCCGGGGCCCGGCCAGCCACCCCACCACCACCCGGGGGACUAUCCCGGUCAACCCCCUGUGGUGUCCCACGCUCACCACAUGAUGGCCCCACCGCAGCAGCACUUCGGCCCCCCACCACCCCCGCCCCCUCCUAUCAAUCACCCCAUGCAGCAUCCUCCCCAGACUUCUGGUACGCCACACAUGGUGUACAACCAGGCCCCUCCCCCCCCAAUGUCCACAGCUCCCCCUCCAAUCACUCCUCCGCCUGGGCACAUUAUGGCCCAAAUGCCCCCCUAUAUGAACCACCCGCCCCCAGGACCACCACCACAGCACAGUGGCCCCCCAGUCAACGCCCCCCCACCUCAUCACUACAACCCCAACUCAAUGCAGCAGUUCCCCGAAGACCAAGGCACCCUCAGUCCCCCGUUCAGCCAGCCAGGAGGGGUCAGCCCCGGGAUGUGGCCCGCUCCGAGGGGGCCUCCACCACCACGAAUGCAGGGUCCUCCCCAAGGCCAGAUGCCUGGACCCCACCACCCAGAUCAGGGCCGCUACCGGCCUUAUUAUCAGUAAACCUUCAACUGAACGGAUGGGCAACCGCCACACCACUCGUCUAAGUAAUGUGAUCGUAGACCUCAGGGUUCUAGGACAUUUCCCCCCCCAAGAGAAAUGUGUCAGUGCUGCACAUUUUAGUUAAGUGUACUGAACCUCCUGCUGAACUAUUGCAUUGGACUAGACGUGCAGCAAUGUGUUUUAUUUUCUUCUUUUUUCUAAUCGCGUAUGGUAAAUAUUUCUGUAUAUAUGUCAGCUGAAUCCACACAUAUGUACUGUACAUUGAAAGACGCAAACUAUGUCUCAAUAAAUUUUUAACAGCA